Cryptomeria japonica (Japanese cedar) is the source of this 1297-nucleotide messenger RNA. Its product is annotated as G-type lectin S-receptor-like serine/threonine-protein kinase At2g19130. The coding region runs from base 34 to 1260 and encodes 408 amino acids. NCBI's taxonomy places the organism in Eukaryota, Viridiplantae, Streptophyta, Pinopsida, Cupressales, Cupressaceae. The record is from RefSeq and is a predicted model, not a curated record. Gene Ontology annotation, biological process: recognition of pollen. The transcript has a single exon.
AAGCUCUCUUGGAGCUGACGCUGCCCUUUAGCGAUGGGAAAUAUAUGCUUAAGCCUGCUUUUUGCAGUUACCCUGUUUAUUCAACUCGAGAGUAAUAGUGGUGCUCGAGAUACUCUUUCCCUGGGUGCCUCGCUUACUGGAAAUCAGACAAUCAUUUCAAAGAAUGGCACAUUUGAGUUGGGAUUCUUCACCCCAAAUGGAAGCAACUGGUAUAUUGGCAUCUGGUAUGCCCAAAUACCACAGAAGACGUAUGCUUGGGUGGCUAACAGGGAGACUCCCGCAAGAAACCAGUCAGGCGUUUUGAAGCUGUCACGAGAAGGUAAUCUGGUACUGUUCGAUGCAUGGGGCGCAUCUCUUUGGUCAGUCAACACAAGCAACAAGGCCUCCCGAGCUGUGAUAUUGGAUUCUGGUAAUUUUCUAGUUCUGAGCGAUGGCAAUAAAUCUGAAACUGUUUGGCAGAGUUUCGACAAUCCUGUAGAUACCUUGUUGCCCGGAAUGAGGUUCGGUGGACACCAAAAGUUAGUGUCUUGGAAAAGCUCAUUGGAUCCUGCUCCUGGGCUUUUUUCCCUACACAUGGAUCCUUCUGGUGCAAAACAAUUCGUUCUGACAUGGAACAAUUCUGUACAGUAUUAUACGACUGGAACUUGGGACGGCAUAAUUUUCAGUGGAAUUCCAGAAAUAUCAGACAAACACAUUUUCAAUGUCAGCGUUGAAGGUAAUAGCUCUGGUUUGGAUUUUACUUAUACGUUGGUUCCUAACUUCAAUGCUCUCGCACGCUUCGUCGUGACUAAGUUCGGACAAGGGCAACAGUUUUCAUUCGAAAGCACUGGUUGGAACAUGUUCUGGUCUGUGCCCAGAGAUGCAUGCGCCGUAUAUGGUCCCUGUGGUCCGUACGGAACCUGUGACUCACGAAAUCUGGCGCUCUGCAGCUGUGAAGAAGGCUUCAAACCCUCGGACAAUCACGCCUGGGUUUCGCAAGAUUGGGCGUCUAGUGGCUGUGUUCGGCAGAGCCCGUUAAACUGCAGCACUGACCGAUUCAUCGACAAUGGUGUAACUUUGCCUGAUGAUGAGGCUUCCUCAUACGCUGCAUCCACAAAGAAAGAUUGCCAGGAAGCCUGCCUCCGCAACUGUUCGUGCACCGCGUUUGCUUUCAAUCCGCCUUCAGGGGCGUGCCAAGUCUGGUCUGGAGAUUUGCUAAACAUGCGCAACUCUACUCCAUCAAAAAUCAAUUCAAAUGUCUUCAAGAGUAGGUGCUUCUAAACUUUCAAUGAAAAGCAAAACCACAAGUAUUGUAGGC